Messenger RNA from Nothoprocta perdicaria, 1482 nucleotides. It is a transcript of the gene SEMA4A, whose product is annotated as semaphorin 4A. The record is from RefSeq and is a predicted model, not a curated record. Lineage: Eukaryota; Metazoa; Chordata; Aves; Tinamiformes; Tinamidae. Bases 1 to 1482 code for a protein of 493 amino acids. Gene Ontology annotation, biological process: positive regulation of cell migration; axon guidance; negative chemotaxis. Gene Ontology annotation, molecular function: chemorepellent activity; semaphorin receptor binding. The transcript is spliced from 11 exons.
AUGCCAGGGGACCCGCGGCGGCCGCUGGCGCACUUCAGCGCGCCCAACGUGUCGCACUACGACGCGCUGCUGCUGCGCGCCGACGAGGAGCGGCUCUACGUGGGCGCCCGCGACCGGCUGCUGGCGCUGGCCGUCGGCGGCCCCGGCACCAUCGUGGGCCAGGCCUCGAUAACGUGGGGCCCCACGGCCGAGAAGGCCUCCGAAUGCGCCUUCAAGAAGAAGAGCGAGGAGACCGAGUGCUUCAACUUCCUGCGGGUGCUGGUGGCCCUCAACCAGAGCCACCUGUACGCGUGCGGCACCUAYGCCUUCAGCCCCGCGUGCGCCUACGUGCACCUGGAGAACUUCACGCUGGUGGCCAGCGGCCGGGGACAGCCCUACCUGGACGGCAAGGGCCAGUGUCCCUUCGACCCGCAGCACACGCACACGGCGCUGCUGGCCGACGGGGAGCUCUACGCCGGCACCAUGAACAACUUCCAAGGCAACGAGCCCAUCAUCUCGCGCUCGCUGGGCGGCCGCACGCCGCUCAAGACGGACGCCUUCCUGCGCUGGCUCGCAGCCGACACCGCCUUCGUGGCCUCCUUCUCCAUGCCGGGCGACGACAAGGUCUACUUCUUCUUUGAGGAGACGGCGGCCGAGUUCGACUUCUUCGAGCGGCUGCUGGUGGCGCGGGUGGCCCGCGUGUGCAAGGGGGACGUGGGCGGCGACAAGGUGCUGCAGAAGAAGUGGACCACGUUCCUGAAGGCGCAGCUGGUGUGCGCCCAGCAGGGCCGCUUCCCCUUCAACGUGAUCCAGCACGCGAGCGCCGCGCCGCGCCGCCCCGGCCGCGCCGACUUCUACGCCGUCUUCAGCUCCCAGUGGCAAACGGGCACGGAGGGCAGCGCGGCCGUGUGCGCCUACAGCCAGGAGGCCGUGGACGAGGUCUUCGAGGGCAAGUACAAGGAGCUGAACAAGGAGAGCUCCCGCUGGAGCGUCUACGGGGGCCCCGACAUGAGCCCCCGGCCCGGCAGCUGCUCCGUGGGCCCCUCGUCGGACAAGGCGCUCACCUUCCUCAAGGAGCAUUUCCUCAUGGACGGCAAGGUGCAGCCGCGCGGCGGGCAGCCGCUGCUCGUGCGCAUGGGCGUCACCUACACGCGCGUGGCCGUGGACGAGCCCCGCGGCGUCUCGGGGGGCACCUACCGCGUCCUCUUCCUGGGCACCGCCAACGGCUUCCUGGACAAGGUGGUGGAGCUGCCCAAGAAGCCCCACAUCGUCGAGAGCAUCCAGCUCUUCCGCACGCCCGAGCCCGUGAAGAGCCUGGUGCUGGCGCCCGGCAAGGGUGUCCUCUACGUGGGCUACUCCGGGGGGGUGCUGCAGGUGCCGCUGGCCAACUGCAGCGGCUACCAGAGCUGCGCCGAGUGCCUGCUCGCCCGGGACCCCUACUGCGCCUGGGACAGCCACAACCGCUCCUGCCGCGCCGCCCGCGACGCCGGCUCCCACGCGUGA